Messenger RNA from Cynara cardunculus var. scolymus (artichoke), 438 nucleotides. Its product is annotated as late embryogenesis abundant protein D-7-like. The transcript is spliced from 3 exons. Lineage: Eukaryota; Viridiplantae; Streptophyta; Magnoliopsida; Asterales; Asteraceae. Bases 1 to 438 code for a protein of 145 amino acids. The record is from RefSeq and is a predicted model, not a curated record.
AUGGAUAGGAGAAGAGCAUUGCCCGAGUCAAACGCAGCAAAACCAGGGUUAAAGGUAUUUGCGUAUCAUCAGUACCCAACCACCACCACCAUUUAUACCCUCCACCACUCCUCUCCACUCUCCACCGUACAUCAACCACCAACCACCAAUUACCACCACCACAAUCCAAACAUGUCAAGCAGCGCGAGUGCCGGAGAAACCUACGGCAAGGCUGAGGCCAAAGCCGAAAACGUGGCUGGCGCAGCUAAAGACAAAGCCAACCAAGCCCAAGACAAGGCCGCCGAUGCAGCCAAUGCCACCGAGGGUCAGGCUCAGCUCCGUAAGGAUGAAGCCGCUGGCAUCCUCCAGCAGACCGGCGAGCAGGUGGUGAACAUGGCUCAGGGUGCAUAUGAUGGCGUCAAGAACACACUUGGAGUCGGUGAGAACCAGAAGAAAUGA